Mesoplodon densirostris (Blainville's beaked whale) is the source of this 1164-nucleotide messenger RNA. RefSeq names its product zinc finger protein 135. Bases 22 to 1143 code for a protein of 373 amino acids. The transcript has 2 exons. NCBI's taxonomy places the organism in Eukaryota, Metazoa, Chordata, Mammalia, Artiodactyla, Ziphiidae. The record is from RefSeq and is a predicted model, not a curated record.
CACGGGAGAGAGACCUUAUGAAUGUCACGAAUGUGGAAAAGGCUUCCGAAACAGCUCAGCGCUUACCAAACACCAGAGAAUCCACACUGUUUUAGGUCCUCCUUCAGCCAACACGAGCGGACGCACACAGGUGAGAAGCCCUACACGUGCAGUCAGUGCGGGAAGGCCUUCCGGCAGAGCAUCCACCUCACCCAGCACCUGCGAAUCCACACCGGGGAGAAGCCCUACCAGUGUGGAGAAUGUGGCAAGGCCUUCAGCCACAGCUCAUCCCUGACCAAACACCAGCGGAUCCACACGGGGGAGAAGCCCUAUGAGUGCCAGGCAUGUGGAAAAGCCUUCACCCAGAUCACACCACUGAUUCAGCAUCAGAGGACACACACAGGCGAGCGGCCCUACGAGUGCAGCGAGUGCGGGAAGGCCUUCAGCCAGAGCACACUCCUGACCGAGCAUCGGAGGAUCCACACAGGAGAGAAGCCCUACGGGUGCAACGAGUGUGGGAAAACCUUCAGUCACAGCUCAUCGCUUAGCCAGCACGAGCGGACGCACACGGGUGAGAAGCCCUACUCAUGCAGUCAGUGCGGGAAGGCCUUCCGGCAGAGCACACACCUCACUCAGCACCAGAGAAUCCACACUGGGGAGAAGCCCUAUGAGUGUAGCGAGUGCGGGAAGGCCUUCAGCCACAGCUCGUCCCUGACCAAACACCAGCGGAUCCACACCGGGGAGAAGCCCUACGAGUGUAACGAGUGUGGCAGAGCCUUCAGCCAGCUUGCUCCACUCAUUCAACACCAGAGGAUCCACACGGGAGAGAAGCCCUAUGAGUGUAACGAGUGUGGCAGGGCCUUCAGCCAGAGCUCCCUCCUCAUAGAACACCAGAGGAUUCACACCAAGGAGAAACCCUAUGGGUGCAAUGAAUGUGGAAAAUCCUUCAGCCACAGCUCAUCGCUCAGCCAGCACGAGAGGACGCACACUGGGGAAAAGCCCUACGAGUGCCAGGAUUGCGGAAAAUCCUUCCGGCAGAGCACCCACCUCACUCAGCACCGGAGAAUCCACACAGGAGAGAAGCCAUACGAGUGCAGGGACUGUGGGAAAGCCUUCACACACAGCUCCUCCCUUACCAAGCACCAGAGAACUCAUGCUGGGUAGACCCACUCCACAUGUUCUGGG